This is a messenger RNA of Belonocnema kinseyi, 1037 nucleotides long. RefSeq lists its product as uncharacterized. The record is from RefSeq and is a predicted model, not a curated record. Lineage: Eukaryota; Metazoa; Arthropoda; Insecta; Hymenoptera; Cynipidae. Bases 14 to 355 code for a protein of 113 amino acids. The transcript has 6 exons.
UGGGCCACCACGCAUGAUGAAAAGGGAACUUACUGAAAAAACGGAAUGGGACGAAAUUCUCAUCAUUAUUCUCCCAUGCGGAGAGCUGAGAGGAGAAUUCAAAUCCAAUUCCGGACUCCUGGCGAAAGUAGCGGCUGUAAUGGCUGAGGGUCGUGUUCGUCAGGAUUUAAAAAAAAUCACGCCCAGUUCUUCCCAGGAGCUGCACCAUACAUCCGUGCAAAAAAUUCAUGAGAACAAACAAAGCAGCAAUAAGGUCCAUAGAAAGAACUGUAGAUUUAAAAUCAUUGAAGGAGAACUGUGUCGAAUUAGAGGACGCAGCCGCAAGAAACGAUAUACCCGACGAUAUAUCGAAUAGCGACUCGGAAAUGGUCGUCUUUCAAUGCGAAGAAGAUGACCAACGAUAUGAUGACCUACUUCUUCGACAGAGACACGAUGGAGAGGUCAUAUGUUACAGGAGGGGCAUGCAAUGUCCAUGUACGUAAGGGGAUACUGGCAUUAUCCAAGCUGGAUAGAGAAAAAGUGGACGCAAUAAUAUGUUAUGUAAGCGGCCGCUUUCCUCGGCUGUAGAACCCAAGGAAGAUUAUUUUGGAGACUAUCAGGGCAAAAUUGAAUACUGUCCAAAAAAGCGAAGAAGAGGGCAGCAAACUUAAAACGAGGGGGAUCUGUAGCAGAGGCGCCAAGUUUAAAGGCUGGAUAUUUCGACACCUGUUAAAGCGAAAAAAAUGUAAUAUAAUAUAAUUAUAUAAUAUAAUAUAAUCAAUGAAUUCGGCGAAUUCCCUGAAUUCCACGAACUUAGUUCCGUCAAAUCUUUUAAUUCGGCAAAUAUUGUGAAUUCCAUGUGUACAGUUUUCUUCGUAAAAACACUUUAAUACAUGUAUAUUGGAAUACAUGUUUGCAAUUUUACCUCACGCUUAUAUUGUAGAAGUAUUUCAGAAGUGUUGUACAAUUCGAAACAUUAUUAAGAGUGUACCAGGUGUAUACAUAUGAAACCGGUAUUGCCAUUUAGCGGCCAGUAGGCACACUUGUAGGCACUGUCG